AUGCAAAGUAAUUUCUUAUGGGGUGGUUCGGAGGAGAAAAGGAAAAUGCAUUGGGUAAGUUGGAAUGAUUUAUGCUUACCGGUGGAGAAGGGUGGCCUCGGGGUUAGAAAUUUGGAAGAUUUCAACAAUGCUCUUCCUUUGAAGUGGAAUUGGAGAAUUUUUGGGGCUUCUAACACUUUAUGGUACCGUAUUUUGAAGGCGAGGUAUGUGGAUGUGAAGUUAAGGGAUACCUUGUGUGUUAAGAACAAAUCAAAGGAUUGGUCAUCUUCGGUGUGGUGGGCGGAUAUUUCUUCGAUGGAGAACAAAAUACCGGCGGAUUUUUUUGCUAACAAUUGUUUUUUCCAUGUAGGUAUUGGCCAUUCAAUUUCUUUUUGGCAUGCUCAUUGGUUGGAAGAUGGAAUUUUAAAGGAUCUUUUACCGUAUUUGUAUAUUGUUUCUGUCUUGCAAGAUGCCUCUAUUGGAGCUAUGGGAGGGUGGAAGGAUGGGUGUUGGACUUGGGGUGACCUUGGUAUCGCUACUGCCACGGAUUUUCUCGCUGCUGCCCCAGUUAGUAACGGUACAGCUGCUGCUCCUAACAGUGACGGUUCAGCCGCUACAACCAACAGUUUUGUGCUGCCGACAGUCCUGGUUACUCCUGGAUCGGCUGCUUCCUUGGCUCAUCUAUUAUCGUUGUUUGAUUUAAAGCUGGAUCAACAGGAUUCGGCCUAUUGGAAGCAUGAGGAUGAUGGAGUAUAUUCUGUUUCUUCUUGCUAUUAUGCCUUGUCUAGAAGAUAUAUUCCUUUUGGUCCGGCAAAUCGUCAUGAUACGGUGUUUGAAGAUAUUUGGAAGGAGGAAGUUCCUCUAAAGGUCAAAGCGUUCGGAUGGAGGAGUUUUCUCAUCAAAAUCCCAACUAAAGACAUGCUUUUGAAUAGAGGUAUCCUUAAUUCCUCUUCUAGUUUAGAUUGUGUUUUUUGUGAGGAAGUAGACGAGACAUUGCUUCAUUCUUUUUCGCUUUGUCACAAUGUCGCUAUUGUUUGGAAGGAGAUGGCCGAAUGGAUAGGAUUGGAUUAUAAUUGUUUUGAUAAUUUUAAGGAGAAUUUAUGGUAUUGGAGCAAUUUUUGUCGCGCAAAGAAGGUCAAAAGAGGAAAUGAGGGAAUUGUUUGGUUAGCCAUUAUUUGGAGCAUUUGGUUGCACAGGAAUGAUAUAGUUUUCAACAUCUCGUCGUGGAAUUCAAGAGAUGUGGAUUCAGAGCUUAGCAAUAUGGGAAGUGGUGAAUAUACUGACUACAAAGGCAAGACAGCAGAUCCAAGAAAGCAUGGUGGAAUAAGAGCUGCUUCCUUUGCAUGUGUUGUAGAGAUAAUGCAAUGUUUGGUCAUCUCGGGCAAUGCAAUGACUCUAGUUAACUACUUUUUAAAGUCAAUGCAUUAUUCAGUUGCUGAUUCUUCAAACAUGGUUACCAAUUUCAUGGGAACGGCUUUUGUGUUGACCCUUAUUUGGGGAUUUAUAAGUGACUCUUACAUAACAAGGUUCACAACAUUUGUACUUUCUAAUGUCUUACAUAUUUUGGGACUACUCAUGCUAACAUACCAAUCACAAAACCCUAAUUUACAACCACCAGAAAACAAAACACCAUCCUAUAUUCAAGCUCUUUUUCUUUACACUGGACUUUAUGCUACAUCCAUAGGAGUUGGGGGAAUUAGAUCUACCUUGGCUGCACAUGGUGCGGAUCAACUUGAUCAAAAUAACAAGAUCCUCAUUUCCUCUUACUUCAGUUGGUAUUUUUUUAGUUUAUGUACUGGAGGUCUUCUGGCAACAAGUGUUAUGGUUUCAAUUGAACAAAAAUAUGGAUGGAGUACAAGUUUUAUGAUAAUGGUUUUUGUUUCAAGUUUGGCAUUGUGCACUUUUGUGUCUGGAUUUUCAUUGUAUAGAUAUAAACGCCCUGCUGGAAGUUCAGUGACUCGAAUCAUUCAGGUGAUUUAUAUUUUUGUACUUGCCGCCUCAAUGAGAAAUAUAAAGGUUUCAACAGUUGGAUGUUUGAAUCGUGAUGUCAUAGAACAAUUGCUUCCUAGAGAGCAAACUCGAGAAAAAUUCAAGUUUCUAAACAAAGCAUUAAUGGAUCAAAAUAUUGAUGUUGCUCAAGUUAAGGAAACAAAAACUUUCCUAGGACUUCUUCCAAUUUUUCUCACGACAAUCAUGAUGAACUGUAGCGUAGCACAAAUCUUAACAUUCUCAGUACAACAAGGAAAUCUUAUGAAUAGAAAACUAUACAAUUUCGAAAUCCCUGCACAAUCUAUAGCCGUUAUACCAAUUAUUAUAUCCCUAACAUUCAUAAUCAUAUUUGAACAAUUCAAACACAUGAACAAAAAUAAAGGCACAACAACAAACAACAAAAUCUAUCAACCACUUUUUAGGAUGGGAAUAGGAUUAGUACUAGUAUCAAUUUCAAUGUUUGUGGCUUCAAUCAUUGAAUUUAAAAGGCUUGAAGCAUUCAAGAAUGGGAAUAUGCUUUCUUUAUUUUGGUUAACAUUCCAAUAUACUCUAUUAGGAUUGUCUGAUACACUUACACUAGGAGGAAUGCUUGAAUUUUUCUACUCAGAAUCACCUGAAAGUAUGAGAAGUAUUUGUACUUCAUUGUCUUGGUGUUCAAGUGCUAUGGGGAUGUUUGUUAGUUCUUUGUUGGUAAGUAUAAGUAAUUCAGUUAGUAGAAGAUUUGGCAUGGAAUGGUUUGGUGGAAAAGAUUUGAAUCAUUCUAGGUUGGACUUUUUUUAUGCUCUUCUUUGUGGGAUAAACUUUUUUAAUUUUUCCAUUUAUGUUUACUUUGCCAAGAGGUACUAAAACU
Messenger RNA from Vicia villosa (hairy vetch), 2818 nucleotides. RefSeq names its product protein NRT1/ PTR FAMILY 4.2-like. Gene Ontology annotation, molecular function: transmembrane transporter activity. Gene Ontology annotation, biological process: transmembrane transport. Bases 1 to 2814 code for a protein of 937 amino acids. Gene Ontology annotation, cellular component: membrane. The record is from RefSeq and is a predicted model, not a curated record. The transcript is spliced from 6 exons. Lineage: Eukaryota; Viridiplantae; Streptophyta; Magnoliopsida; Fabales; Fabaceae.